Messenger RNA from Girardinichthys multiradiatus, 4950 nucleotides. It is a transcript of the gene aplp1, whose product is annotated as amyloid beta (A4) precursor-like protein 1. The transcript is spliced from 17 exons. Gene Ontology annotation, cellular component: Golgi apparatus; plasma membrane. NCBI's taxonomy places the organism in Eukaryota, Metazoa, Chordata, Actinopteri, Cyprinodontiformes, Goodeidae. The record is from RefSeq and is a predicted model, not a curated record. Gene Ontology annotation, biological process: axonogenesis; central nervous system development. The coding region runs from base 262 to 2382 and encodes 706 amino acids. Gene Ontology annotation, molecular function: alpha-2A adrenergic receptor binding; heparin binding; alpha-2C adrenergic receptor binding.
ACAAACACCCGCAGAAAUAGGGCUUGGUUCUGCCAGUCUUCAUCCCCAUAACAGCUUAGGCUGCCAUUGGAGAGCCCGCUGGCGAGAGCGAGAAGGAGGAGGAGGACGCAGGAGAUAACGCAGUCAAUCCGCUGACGAACGAGCACAGUGCCCGCCGCCUCGGCCGAUGUAACCACACAGCUUAUGCUGGAGACAGAAAUUAGACGUUAGAAACUUCGUUAUUUAACUAAAAAAAAGCCACACAGGAAGGCGAGAAAAAAAAUGGGCCAUACCAUAAUCCCCGUCCUGGUGGCUGUAUUGUCCUAUUGCGUUUUGGAAAACGUCGAGGCUCUUGCCAUGGCCGAGGUAAACGGGCCGAGUCCCCUGCUGGCAGAGCCACAGAUCGCCAUGUUUUGCGGCCGACAGCUUCUGCACAUGAACAUACAAACCGGGCAGUGGGAGCCAGACCCUCAGGGCCGCCAGGGCUGCUUCAAAGAACCCAACGAAAUCCUGUCUUACUGUCAGGAGAUGUACCCUGCGCUUCCAAUCUCGCACAUAGAGGAGUCUAAAAGACCUGUCACCAUCCCUGCCUGGUGCAAGAAAGGAUUGGGCCACUGUCAGACGCACCCCUUCAUCGUCCUGCCCUACCGCUGUCUGGAAGGCGAGUAUGUGAGCGAGGCUCUUCUGGUGCCCGACAGAUGCCGUUUUCUCCACCAGGAGCAGAUGGACAUCUGUGAGAGUUACGUCUACUGGCACAACAUCGCCAAAGAGGAAUGCACCUCAGAGAAUCUGGAGCUCCACAGCUACGGGAUGCUGCUGCCCUGUGGUGACCACUUCCGAGGUGUCGAAUACGUCUGCUGCCCGGGCAGGAGCAGCUCGAGCGGAAAAGGAGAGACAGAGGAAAAGGAUGUCCCUCGGACGCGGGCAUCCCAGAGUGCUGGAAAACUCAACUCUGUCACCAAGGUGAUGGCCCCCACUCCGAGCCAUUCUCCGGACACAGACGUGGACGAGGCUGACAUGGAGGAGGACGACGAUGACGUGGUGGAGGAAGAUGAGGAGGAAGAUGAGGAGGAAGAGGAGGACGACAUUGAUGAGGACGAGGCAGAAGAAGAAGAGGCAACAGCUGUGAAGGACCGGGAAGAGUAUGACCCUUUUGAGAUAGGUCCUUAUCAGACAUCUGACUACUUGGAUUCUUUUUACUACGACAAAAGCCACAAACCCACCACCUCUGCACCUCUUGUCAAGGGAGACAGCCUUACCACUGCUCGCCCGACCGAUGGGGUUGAUGUUUACUUUGAGAAGCCUGUGGAUGACACGGAGCACGCCAACUUCCUGCGUGCCAAAACGGACCUGGAGGAUCGCAGGAUGAAGCGCAUCAAUGAGAUAAUGAAGGAAUGGGCAGAGGCUGACAACCAGUCCAAAAACCUGCCAAAGUCAGAGCGACAGGCCUUGAAUGAGCACUUCCAGUCUGUGCUGCAGACACUGGAGGAACAGGUCGCUGGAGAGAGGCAGAGAUUGGUGGAGACUCACCUCGCCAGAGUUGAGGCCAUUCUCAACAACAACCGUCGUCUAGCCUUGGAGAACUACCUGACGGCUGUGCAAUCUGAUCCCCCUCAGCCUGAGCGUGUACUGCAGGCUCUGAAGCGGUACAUGGCCGCAGAGCAGAAGGACCGCAGGCACACACUGAGACACUACCAGCAUAUUGUGGCCGUCGACCCACAGAAAGCUGAGCAGAUGAAAUUCCAGGUGUACACACAUCUCCAUGUUAUCGAGGAGAGGAUGAACCAGAGUCUUGCUCUGCUUUACAAGGAUCCAACAUUAGCUGAAGAACUACACAGUGACAUUCAAGAGCUGGUGAAGGCAGAGCGAGGGGACAUCAGCGAGCUUAUGACCACCUCCUUCUCUGAGACUCGCACCACUGAAGAGCUUGUACCAGCUGAGAGUGAGGAAGAGAAAGAUGAUGAAGAGGAGGAGGAGAGGGCCUUCCAGAACCGCCCCUAUCCUCCUCGCAUCGAUCUACAGUCUAAUAAGAAAGAGGAUGAGUUUGAUUAUACCACAUUUGAGAGAGGCCCUACUUAUGAAUAUGAGGAAAAGAUUAACACUUCUGCUGAGCUGAAACAGGUGGUCAAGCCCAAUGAGAUUGCAAGGGAUGAGCUGCAACCCGAUGCCCUUGAGACAUUUAACCGUGGCGCCAUGGUUGGGUUGCUGGUGGUGGCCGUGGCUAUUGCCAUGGUGAUGGUAAUCAGCCUGCUGUUGGUGCGCAGAAAGCCAUACGGCACUAUUAGCCAUGGCAUCGUGGAGCAGGUGGACCCUAUGUUGACACCGGAGGAAAAGCAGCUCAACAAAAUGCAAAAUCAUGGCUACGAGAACCCUACCUACAAGUUCUUUGAGCAGAUGAACUGAAGCACUGGAUGCUACCAGCAAGUCAUGCCUGACCACAUGUUUUGUCCCCCCUCCCCACCCGUCCUCUCACUCGUCCUUAAAGUGGUGUCCCAGCUGCACUUCCUGUGACAGAUUUAUGAUGUGUUGCAUAUUUAAAUUAACUGACAAAGUACUAGGGUGCUUUCCCAUCACCAGUUAAUCGCAUCAUAAUGUGAUUAACGAGAGAUUAUACAAUCCUAUAAAAUUUAUUGUAGUCAAAUGUUCCUUUUGGGUAGGCAGAGCUACAACAUUUCAUGAUCGUGGAGACCAUCCAUCUCAUCCCUGUGGCAUGACUUGACCUACUGCUCCUCACUAUAAAACUGAAUUUUGAAUGGUCCAUAAUGCUUUAUUAUUAUUAGUAUUUAUUUUUCAUUAGUAAUUUUUUCGUUGAGAUUGUACCACAGUUAGAUUUAUCUGUAUUGAUGAGUGUGAAUGGCAGCCUAGCUGAUAAUCAAGCUAAAGACCUCCACAAGUUACUAUGACAACUGUAGGCAAAGAUGUGGAGGUUUCGAAUGUAUCACACAAACAGGCUUGAAUUUAAAAACACAGAAAAACACAAAUUAGUAUGAAAACACUCUAUGUGGUGGCGGUACAAAAAAUAUUUAGACUUCUGAAUAAGAAUUGUUUGGCAAAAUAUACCCAAAAUUAAAUUUAGCUCAUUUACUUUUUCAUUGUUCGGCUUUCAAAACAAGCUGUACUGCAGAAUAAUCAGAAGUCUGUUCUUUUACUGAAAGCAUGACAAUUUUGGUGUAUGAUGCUGCAGUAUUUAUUUGUGUUGUUCCUGUCAUUGCUUUGAAGAGUCCAAAAUGUUCCAAAGGGACACUGUAAAUAACGUAAGAAGUACCUGCAACUAGAUGUAGACAUUUCUAUGAUUAAUUUGCAUCAGUGUAAUGGAAAAUACGUUUAAAAAAAAGAAAAAGAAAUAAUAAACACAUUGUGCUGUUAUGAGAAGGAGAAACAAUUUCCUAACAUGGCUGAUUGAAAACGGACUGUUGUAAAAACCAGCACAAGACAAUGACACAGCAACUACUUUCUGAAUGUAUUCGAGGUAGACGUUGAGAUUCCUCCCUCUUUUACUUUUAAUGCAUCACUCCCCAUGUAGUAAAGGUCAGUAGGAGUAGCACACUUCGACACAUUUAAGGGACUACUUACCCCCGUACCCUCGUCAUCACUUUGUGUAGCAGCCUGUUUAUUUCUACUUUUGAGCAGAGGGAUUAUUUAAAAUAAAUCCUGCACAGAGCGGUAAAGUGUAAAAAUGGGCACAGCUAUGGUAUUGGGUCACCAUAAAAAAGUUAUGUCUGGACAAAUGGCAUGCUAGUCAUGCUCUUUUUUUAGUAAAUCGAUUUGACCUAAUAAAACUUAUCAACACUGGAUUAUAGAAGUCUUUAGAAGCUUUAUUUAGGUCUCCUCGUAGAAAAGCUUUUGACUGAAUGACUCAUUGUAGUUCUUUAUAUUAAUGAUCAACUUGCAACCCUAUAUAGGCGAGUCAAAAAAGGGAUUGCCCCUUUUAAUUCUGUCUAACUGUUUACGGCUUAAUGUGUCAGUUUGAUUUCCUUUAGCCGCUAAAGUUGAUUAUUGGUCACCUUGAUUAGAAAAGGUCACACUGUGGAGUUUAACGGUCUUUAAUUAUGUGUGUUAGUAAAAAUAAUGCCAUAUUGGUUUAUGGCUGCUGGCAGUUUUACAUAAAGAUCCUUAAAGGGGGGGGGUCUUUUUCUUUUGUUGUGCUUUCUUGAAAAAAAUAAAUCAAGGUUUGCCAUAAUUUUGUUUGUCUCGUCAGGUGGGUUAAAAAGCGGGUUGUGGUCGUGUUAUGACAGGAUAGGAGACGUCGAAGCCCCGUGUAUAAAGUGUACAGCUCCGUUAGUGAAUGAAAACAUCGUAUGUUCACAGUUUAAGUCAGUCGAUCUUGUAAUGAUACUACUGAAACCAUAGAUGAGAAUAAGCUUGCCUGUGUUUCCCAAACCACCGAAGGUUUCCUACCAGCAUUUAGCAAAACUCAACAUGGUGUAUACUCUUGUUACUCAAGUCACAUUUGUACUGAGACAUACUGAUUCAGAUUCUAGACUUCUUCGUUGGUCCGUCCCCUUACUCCCAGAUAAAAAUAUAAACUAUGUUAUUGAGGUUUUAAUGGCUGCAUUAUUGCCUUUUACAAUGCUGUGUUUUGGUUGUAACUAUUCUGUAUUUUUUAUUUAUUAUGUAACAAUCGGUUGGAUCAAGGGUCAUGUAUUUCACGUGUAAAUUACAAGCAUGUACGAGACAAACAGAUAAUACUGAAGCAAUGUGAAUCCUAAUUGACCUACAGUGGCAUUAAGCACAACUAAAUUGUCUGUUUUUGUAAAGGCUGCAAGAUGUAAAACUGGUGAAACAAUGUAAAUCUGAAAGAGCUGUUCUUUACUUUCAUUAAAACCUUUGACCAAAGACAUGCUCCAUGACUUCUGGAAACAGAUUACUUUAUUUGGCAAAGUGUUCCUGUGUAACUGUACUGCAAACAAUCUGGCAAAUAAAAACUGGUUGAGUUCAUUAAAAGUGUAAUAAAGAUGAAUGACCCCUUAA